GCUUAUAUCCAGCUUUUAUCGGUCUUUUUGACAGCAGUCGUGUAUGGUGUAAACACCCGAGAAGAAAACUCGACCGAAUCUCAUGUUUAAUCAGUAAUAUUUAUAUUUUUUGGUGUUCCUCAACACCUAGCAAAAUUCCGUCGUCAACGGAAUCAAAAAUUCAGGGGUCGGUGACGUCCAAACAGGGCGGAAGGUUGGUAUUCUUCACACAAAUCCCAGAGGGGUUCCUUCCAUUAGGAAAGCUUAACUUCAACGCAGAUCCGCCCUGGGAUCCCAGCUAACGUCGGUCAACAGCAAGUGUUCUCAAAGGCCAGAGUGCUUAUAUAUCCAAUCAUUUCUGACUCAACUUUCUACUCUAAUUUUUGACAAAAAUGAAGACAUAUAUUGGAAAUCAGUGUUCAGUAGAGUUACUCCCCUUUAGUAAACCAACUCCAACCAUUGUGGUGGAGCAAGUGGCUCUGUUUGAAAGAGAGGACCGAGAUGAUACCUUCAUUAUCUGUGACCUUGGUGAUAUCAUUAACAAGUACCAGCAAUGGGGACUGAUGUUGCCACGUGUUAAACCAUUCUAUGCCGUAAAAUGCAAUGACGAUUACGCUGUAUUGAAAGUUUUGGCUGACUGUGGCGCCAACUUUGACUGCGCUAGCAAGGCUGAAAUCCAGAAGGUUCUGAAACUUGGAGUUUCGCCCACACGUAUUGUGUAUGCCAACCCAUGUAAGCAGUCAUCCAUGUUAAAAUAUGCGGCAAAGAAGGAUGUGGCUAUGAUGACAUUUGAUAAUGAGGCAGAGCUUCAUAAAGUGAAAGCUCUUUACCCCAAUGCCAAGUUGGUGCUGAGAAUUCUGCCUCCCAGUAAUUUCAAGGUACAGUGUGAACUGGGUAUCAAGUUUGGAUGCCACCCAUCCAAGGCUCUUCCUCUUCUCCAAACAGCUCAGGCUCUUGGGCUCAAUGUCAUGGGCAUCAGUUUCCAUGUAGGCAGUGGUUGUGCUGAGGCGGAAGCCUUCUCAGUGGCCAUUCAGCAGGCUCGGGAAGUAUUUGACCUUGCAGCUGACAUGGGCUUCAACAUGACACUGCUUGACAUUGGUGGUGGUUACCCAGGACAAGAAGAUGCUCCCGUCACUUUCCAAGAGAUAGCUAAUGUAGUGAACAUGGCAUUAGACAAGUACUUCCCUGAAGAGGAAGGCGUGGAAAUCAUUGCCGAGCCAGGUCGCUACAUGGUUGCCUCAGCAUUCACCCUCGGUGUCAAUAUCAUCGCUAAACGUGUUGUAGCCAGGGACCAACAUGGUGAAAAUGGAGAGCUGAUGGAUGCCCCAAGCAUGUGUGAUGAGCCAGCUAUCAUGUACUAUGUUAAUGAUGGGGUGUAUGGGUCAUUUAAUUGUAUCCUGUUCGACCAUCAAACUGUCGUAGCCAACACCCUCAAAUCUACAGAGGAUGACAUGACCUACGAGAGUAGUAUAUGGGGCCCGACAUGCGACGGUAUAGACUGCAUCCUUCAGUCAGUGCAGCUACCAAUGCACGACAUCGGGGAGUGGCUCUAUUUCUGCGACAUGGGGGCCUACACAGUGGCAGCUGCUUCGAGUUUUAAUGGUAUGCAGGGACCAGCUAAAGUCUACUACUGCCUUGAAGAGAAAUGGAAUGAAGUGUAUACAGAUUUGCACACAAAGGCCUCAGGUGGCAUUCCCAUACAUAAGGUGCCACCCAUGAAGACCGGGCACAGUGUGCAUGACCCAUGCGUCCCAUCCCUCUUUGAAGACAUGCUACCUUCCUCGUUUAAUGAGGGCUUCGUCGUUGGUGACAUGGCAGACCAUUGACUUAUUUGCACUGAAUUCACAUGAUAUGGCUUCAUAUUUAGUCGAAGAUGUUUUUAUUUCUUUACUCUUUCCCUUUAGAUGUGUAUGUUUCAGAUGCUAUAAGAUAAAAAAAGUGUUUCAUUUUCAAAAUCCAUUACCAUAAAAAACACCAAAUAUUAGAUGUGAAGUCCCAUGUAAUUUUCUAUCUACUAUACAUACAUUUUGGUAGUAAUAUUUCAAGUUUCAAUUUAAAUGUUUCGUAUGUUUUUAAUUAAAAGAUUGGCUCACUAAAACACCAUAUGAGUCAAAUGUAUUAUAACUUAAAGUUAAAGCUAACAUCUCAAAAACUAAAAUUUAAGAAUUUAAACCAUGUAAAGAAGAACCAUUUGAGAUGUGCUUGUUAAAAAUUAAAAAAAAAAUAAAAAAAAAGCAAACCAAGAAUUAUCCUUGUUUAUGGUAAAAGGAUUUCACCAUAUCUUUUUACUAGUAAACUACUAAGUGAGUCAUUAUUUCAUCCAUGUUUAGAUUUUAGAACUAUUUUGGGAUUUGUAUUUGAAUUUCAUUUUUCUUGGGUAAUAUAUAAUGCACAAAUUUUACAUAUAAAAUACUUGCUUAUUUGAAAAUAGACAUUUUACAUUUUUUACAUUUUAAAAAGAUACAUGGAAGAUCUCCAGUGUGAUUAUAUAUCACAAUAUUUACAACGUCUAUAUUAUUUCACCUUUUAGCACUUUUUCUACCCCUAUCUCUAGGGAAAUCUUUCAGAACAGAAUGGAUAUAUAAGUGCUGAGAACACUUGCUGAAUUAACCUGGCCUUGUGCAUUUUUUUUUUUAGCUGUUUAGUAUUUUUCAUUUUACUUUUUUCUUCUUCAUUAAAAUAGUAUGUACUGCUGCUGUUGUCCAAUAAAAUAUACUGGGUA
Molecule: messenger RNA, 2701 nt
Organism: Ruditapes philippinarum (Manila clam)
Lineage: Eukaryota; Metazoa; Mollusca; Bivalvia; Venerida; Veneridae
Product: ornithine decarboxylase 1-like
Exons: 12
Coding region: 372-1805 (477 amino acids)
Cellular component (GO): cytoplasm
Molecular function (GO): ornithine decarboxylase activity
Source: RefSeq, a predicted model, not a curated record